Molecule: messenger RNA, 1217 nt
Organism: Leopardus geoffroyi (Geoffroy's cat)
Lineage: Eukaryota; Metazoa; Chordata; Mammalia; Carnivora; Felidae
Product: uterocalin-like
Exons: 5
Coding region: 58-687 (209 amino acids)
Molecular function (GO): small molecule binding; odorant binding
Source: RefSeq, a predicted model, not a curated record
AGGGCCACGGCCACAGGCUCUGGACACCUUUCGUCCGUCGGCUACUCCCGCCUCACCAUGAACGUCCUGAGGCUGGCACUCGUGCUCACCCUGCUCGGUGGCCCCCAGGCCCUGCACAGGGGCCCCCAGGACCCCAACUUCACUGAGAAUCUGGUCAGUGGCAAUUGGUUCUCGAUAGCACGAGCGUCCAAUGAACCGAAACUCCUAAGGAUGGACUCAGACACGAUGUUCUUCAUCCACAAGAUCCACGUGACCUUCAAGACCAUGCAGUUCCACGUCCACAGAAGGGUAAAGGGUAGGUGUAUCCCAAUUGUACUGACGGCAAGUAAGACGAGAAGGAAGUCUCAGUACGUGCUGAAAUAUGCCGGCCACAGCACGAUCUUCAUGGAGAAGGCGGAUCCCCAGCGCUUUGUCAUCUUCUGCAUCCACAACAGGAGGCACAGGAAGAAGGCGGUGAUGGUGGACCUCCUCGGCAGGACCCCCACCGCGGGCUGGGACAUCCUGCACACGUUCAAGAGUUACUGCCAGAGCCGCGGGACCGGCCCGACCGACAUCAUCAGCCUGACCCAGACCGGUAAGCGCCCACCCCCAGCCCAGCCUCGGGAGGCCGCAGGGGCUCAGCGUGGACCGCCACUGAGCACCCGUGCCCCUCCUGCCACAGGCCGCUGCCUGCACGCCCGACCGUAGAGAGGCUGCUGGGCCCAGGUGAGUGAGCUCUGACCCUGCAGGGGCUGCGGCGUGGGGGCCCCUCGAGGCCGCGUGACACGGCAAGUGCUGCUCCACGGGCACUGACCACCUACCAUGCCAGCGGCGGGGUGCGGCUAAGGGCUGGCAGCUCGGGGAGACUCCAGCCGCCAGGGCCACAGCCAGGACCCGGAGCGGGGAUGCCCACAGGGUCCCCUGAAGACUGUGGGGGCAGUGCCUGCCUGGGGAUGCCCACAGAGUCCCCCAAAGGCUGUGGGGGCCUGGGGCGCUGGGGGGCCUGCUGCGAGGCUCGGGACCAGUCUGCAGAAGGAGACCGGGGGCCAGGAUCUGCUCCAUCGGUCCCCCACCCCCCAAACCCACGCUGCCCCUCUCACUCACAGGAGCGUCUCCCACACCGGUAUUGUCCCGUCGAAGGACUAGAAGUUCACAGUCCACCGGAGGAGCCCUUCAACCGCUCCCCUCCCCCAGGCCCCCGUUCCUGGAGACCUUUCCUGGCGUGCCCAAUAAACACC